AUGCGGCUCACGGCGGAGCUCAUCCACGAUUCCCUGUCCUACCUGAAUCCGCUCAAGGAGCGCGAGCUGGAUCUGCGAGGACAUAGAAUUCCUGCAAUCGAGAACCUUGGCGCUGCUGGGCCCCAUGAUUCCAUCGACUUUACGGACAAUGAUAUCCAGGUCCUGGGCAACUUCCCCCUCUCGCCGCGCAUAACCACCCUUCUGCUGGCGAGGAAUCGCGUCGCAAGCAUCCACGGGACGCUCCCUGCUGCGGUCCCGAAUCUGGCCAACUUGGUCUUGGCGUCCAACGAGCUGGAGGAGUUGGCAGACCUGGAUGUCCUGAGCAAGUUUGGGAGGCUGACGCAUUUGGUGUUGGCGGAUAAUCCCGUGACAAAGAACGAGCAUUACCGAUACUAUGUUUUAUGGCGGUGUCCGAGUGUUCGAUUCCUCGAUUAUGCAAAGGUCAAGGAGGCGGAGAGGGAGCAUGGCCGGGAGUUGUUUGGUACGGAAGAGGAGCCAACGGCGCUGGCGUUAGAGAUAAUGGGCAAAAGGUCCCAGACGCUUGGCGCCUCCUUCAAUGGAUCGGCAGCGCCCCGGUCCAAGCUGUCCAGGAUAAAGCUCACGGACGAAGAGAAGAGGCGGCUACAAGACAGGAUCAGAAAGGCAACCAGUUUGCAGGAGAUUGUUGCCUUGGAGAAGGAGUUGAACGAGGGCAGACUACCGGCUGGCAUUCACGCGGACGCCAUGGAAGAAUAG
Molecule: messenger RNA, 735 nt
Organism: Ustilaginoidea virens
Lineage: Eukaryota; Fungi; Ascomycota; Sordariomycetes; Hypocreales; Clavicipitaceae
Exons: 5
Coding region: 1-735 (244 amino acids)
Biological process (GO): mRNA splicing, via spliceosome
Cellular component (GO): U2 snRNP
Molecular function (GO): U2 snRNA binding; protein binding
Source: RefSeq, a predicted model, not a curated record